Chiloscyllium plagiosum (whitespotted bambooshark) is the source of this 1171-nucleotide messenger RNA. Its product is annotated as parkin coregulated gene protein homolog. Gene Ontology annotation, molecular function: Hsp70 protein binding; Hsp90 protein binding. The record is from RefSeq and is a predicted model, not a curated record. Gene Ontology annotation, cellular component: vesicle; cytosol; neuron projection. Lineage: Eukaryota; Metazoa; Chordata; Chondrichthyes; Orectolobiformes; Hemiscylliidae.
UUGAGUCCCUGGUGUUAAACACUGUGUCCCCACAGCAAGCUCUACUGCGGCUUCUCGCUGGCCUCUCUUCAUGGGCUCAGUUACACACCACAAGGCGACUUCUUCACUAAAAACAAGCAGGAAAACAGGAAGAGCCUGAAAAACCAAAGAGCCACCACACUCACCCUGCAGCUGCCCACCAUGAGCAAGUCAAGAGAUGUUGGACCUCAAGUGGCUGGAGCAUUUAAAGAAAGACAGAUAAAACCCACAGCAUUUCGAAAGUUUUAUAAAAGGGGUGACUUCCCUAUUGCUAUGGAACAUGACACUAAAGGAAAUCGAAUCGCCUGGAAGGUGGAAAUUGAAAAACUGGAUUACCAUCACUACCUGCCUCUUUUCUUUGACGGCCUUUGUGAGACAACCCAUCCAUAUGAACUUUUUGCCAGACAAGGAGUCCACGAUCUGUUGGAGCAUGGUGCAACAAAGGUCCUUCCCGUCAUCCCUCAACUUAUCAUCCCCAUAAAAAAUGCACUGAACACUCGGAACAAGCAAGUUAUAUGCACCACGCUGAAAAUCCUGCAGCAUCUUGUUGUGUCAGGAGAUAUGGUGGGCGAGGCUCUGGUCCCUUACUACCGACAGAUAUUACCUAUCCUGAAUAUAUUUAAGAACAUGAAUGUAAAUUCUGGAGACGGCAUCAUCUACAGUCAGCAGAAACGAGAAAAUAUUGGGGACCUUAUAAAUGAAACUCUGGAGGUAUUCGAGCGCUUUGGAGGGGAAGACGCAUUCAUUAACAUAAAAUACAUGAUCCCCACAUACGAGUCAUGCUUACUAAACUAGACAACAACAUCUCUGGAAAAGAACAAACGAUGAAGAUUUGAAAAUUCACACUGUUGUCCUUCCAAACAAUUGUAUUUCUAAGAAUUAGAAUUAUAUUUGAAACAAUAUCAAUAGUAGAAAAAAAAGUUUGAAUUGGUUUAACACUGCAUCUCUAUUUAACAUUAAAUUGAUUUUAUGCCUCGCCUUUAACUAUACCAAACCCUCAUAUUAUCUUGACAAUGAAUGACUUUUAUUAAAUAACUCAUAUAACAAGUGAAAAGUUGUGAAUAACAUGACCCUGUAUACAAGGAACAAUAUUGCCUACAAAUGUUGAAUUGAUUCUGCAAUAAAAAUAUUGAUUAUCCAUUUAAAAGUUGAU